AUGUCAAACUAUAAGUGGAAAGGACGUUUUGUAAGUAAACAAGGGUACCAGGCACUUUGUAGUAGAUCCAAAAAUGCUCGAAAUCGCCUAAAGAAACUAGCAGCAGAACGAGAAGAGGCAGCUAAACGCAAAGAGGCGGCUAAUCUUCGUUCAAAUCUAAUCAAGGGCAAUAGAAUUGUUGAUUUGGAUUAUAUGGCUGAGCAAUUGGUCUGCUCCAAGUGUUCUUCAGAAUUGUUUAUAUCAGAUAUUGAAAAAGAACAACGUAGCGGCCUGGGCUCGUAUCUGUCCGUUCGAUGUCGCAUGUGUUUACAUGUGGAGACAAUAAAGUCUUCUCGGCAAUACAUAAACCCGUCAAGUGGACAACCAGUUUUUUCUAUUAAUACAAAAGCUGCAUUAGGAGCUAUCCAUACCGGCAUGGGACAAACUCAUCUGUCUGAAUUGUUUACUGUUAUGGAGCUUCCAAGCAUCAAUUCUCAGACAUUUAAAAAACAUGAACAAAUCAUUGGCCCUAUUAUAGAAUUUGUUGCAAAAGAGAGAUGUUCAGAAGCUGCAAUGGAGCGAGCGAUGACUGAAGAGAGUAUAGAGGAAAUGAAAAAGCUAUUAUUAAAUUUAGAAGGAUCAGCUAAGGCUAUGGAAGCUGAUCGUGCAGUUGAAUUAGUAACCAAAAGUCAGAUUCUGAAAGAAGCAAACGUACAAGUCGGGGUAUUCAUUGGCGAUAAUGACAGUUCAUCGAUUUCAGCAAUCCAAAAUGCCAGCAAUCAUAAAAUAGUUAAGCAAUUUGACAUGAACCAUUCAACAAAGAAUGUUGGUGGUGCACUUCAUGAGAUUAAAAAAGUAAAUGACCCAGAGAAAGAACUGUCGAAUGAUAUCAUAAAGUACAUACAACGUUGCUUUGCUUUUGCCGUUCAUCAGGAUAAAGGUGAUAUUUUGAAUAUUCAAAAAGCAAUUAGAAAUAUACCAGAACACUUAUUCGACCAUCAUGAAAAUUGUGGUUCAUGGUGUAGGGAUGAUUCUGAAAAUGGGAUUCGAUUGUACAAUGUUGAUUUGUACGACGCACUCAAAAAUUUCUUCAAUGAACUGGUUGAUGAUGAGUAUAAGUUUGUCAGUGCUGCCAGUAGCCAAGCCAAUGAAAGUCUCAACCACUCAAUGUGCUCUAAAGCACCAAAAGGCAAUUCGUAUAGUACGUCAGAAUCUUGUGAUUAUAGAUUUAGUGUUACUAAAGCCCAAAAAAAUAUUGGAAAAAAAUAUUUGGUCAAGAGCAUGGAUACCUUAGAUAUGAUUGUCAAUAAACAAAAAUUAGAAAAACAUGCAGAAGAUUAUGAGAAAAAAGUAAUGAGAAUAAGGAAUAAAUCUAGUCGUCCGGAGUUUAAAAAACAAAGAUUAGAGAAUAAGAUUAAAAAGUCACAAUUGAGAAAUAGAAAAGAGCGUUCAGACGAUUAUACUUAUAAAAGUGAGAUGAACCUUAUUGACAAAAAGCAGCCUAAAUGCAUAACUGUAUUGGAUUUAAACACUCCAUACAAAUUCGAUAAUCCUAAUUUAGCUGUUAUAUUUUUUGAUUUGGAGACUAGUAGUCUCAAAUCCAACUAUGAUAUUUUGCAAAUAUCAAUGAAGUGUCAUAAGUAUAUUCUAAAUGUGACAGGGUUAUAG
Molecule: messenger RNA, 1647 nt
Organism: Phymastichus coffea
Lineage: Eukaryota; Metazoa; Arthropoda; Insecta; Hymenoptera; Eulophidae
Exons: 3
Coding region: 1-1647 (548 amino acids)
Source: RefSeq, a predicted model, not a curated record